Messenger RNA from Lutzomyia longipalpis, 1725 nucleotides. RefSeq names its product venom carboxylesterase-6-like. Bases 92 to 1636 code for a protein of 514 amino acids. The transcript is spliced from 2 exons. Lineage: Eukaryota; Metazoa; Arthropoda; Insecta; Diptera; Psychodidae. The record is from RefSeq and is a predicted model, not a curated record.
CUGAGUGUUUGGAGUUUUCCUGGAGAUUCUCUCCGAGGAAGCAAUUGUGAACCUUCCAAAUGGACCCAUUCGUGGAAUUAAAUCAGGCAGGAUGUACUCCUUUCAGGGGAUUCCCUACGCUGAAGCACCAGUGGGGGUAAAACGCUUCGAAGUAGUUGGAAUAAAUCGCGAAAGAUGGUCAAGUGUGAGGAAUACAACAAAAUUCACUCCUCUAUGCAUUCAAAUGCUUCAUUUGGGAUUCACUGAGGAAGCUCCCACGGUUGGUGUUGAGGAUUGUUUGUACAUGAACAUCUUCACAUCGAGCUUGGAUACCAGGAGGAAGCUUCCGGUGAUUUUUUACAUCCACACUGGAUCUUUUAUGUACGGUGGAGCUUCCUAUUUGACUCCUGGACGGUUAUUUAGGAACAAUGAGCUUGUUUUUGUCUCCUUCAACUAUCGCGUGGGUGCCAUGGGAUUCCUCAGUACGGAGAAUGAGGUUGUGCCUGGGAAUAUGGGACUAAAGGAUCAAGUGGUUGCACUUCAGUGGGUCCGAGAGAACAUUCAUCUCUUUGGGGGUGAUCCCAACUCAGUCACAUUGAGUGGAAUUUCUUCUGGAGCCGCCAGUACGCAUCUUCACUACAUGUCUCCCCUGUCGGCUGGGCUCUUUCAUCGUGGUCACUCUCAGAGUGGUUGUGCCCUCAAUCCGUGGGUUCUUGCGGAAAAUUCCGGGAAAAAGGCAAAAACACUCGCAGUGAAGUUGGGAUGCCCAACGCAGGAUACGAGGAAGAUGAUUGAGUGCAUGAAGAAGAAGCCAGCUGAGGAUGUGGUUAGAGGGGUUAAACUCUUCAUGGCAUGGCGAUAUAACCCUGUUACCCCGUUUGGGGUGGUUGUGGAGAAGAAUACCACAGGAGCCUUCCUUACGGAUCAUCCAGAAGAACUCCUGAAAGCUGGAAAAUUUGCUCAAAUCCCAUGGAUUUCGUCCACGGUGGAUUCUGAAGGACUCUUCCAUCUUGCAAGCUUGAUAGAACCAUCAUCAAACAUCAAAGAACUAAAUGAUAGAUGGGAAGAACUGGGUGCAGCUUUGCUUGAUUUCGAGGGAACAGUUCUGCCACGAGAUCAACCAAAUGUAGCGAAUUGUGUGAGAAAAUUCUACAUUCAGAAUGGAGAAAUCUCCGAAAGGAAUCUCGAGAAGAUGGAAAAAAUGUUUGGAGAUCGUCACUUUGGAGCUGGAAUUCAUCUCUGUACUCACCUUCAAGCACAGUACUCACGAGCCCCUAUCUAUCACAUGCGUUAUGCCUUUCCGGCUGUUUUUGGGGUUCACGAUGUCUUUGCUCCGGGGCACAAAUUCAAUGGAACUGGUCAUGGGGAUGACAAUAUCCUGCUCUAUGAUCACAUUCUAAGGAAGCUCCCAUUGACGAAGGACGAGGAAGAAAUGGCGAGGAUUUAUGCUGAUUUUCUCGUAAAGUAUGCAUCAGGGCAGGACCCAGAUAUGGGAGGAAUUGCUAUGAAGGCGAUCACGAAUAGGAACAACAUGGACUUCCUGCACGUGAGAUCCCCCAAGAAUAUCAAGCAGGAACGUACUCAGGGGUUUGGAAAUGGAAAAUUCUGGGAUUCUCUUCCCAUUGCUGAGAAGAGUUCAUCGAGAAAAUUAUGUUAAUCUCUCUGCUGCUGGUUUGUUGAAUUUUAAUGAAUAUUUCCAUAAAACUGUCAAGAAUAAUUCCUCAAAGUAAUAAAAUAUUGUAAAAA